Pyricularia oryzae 70-15 is the source of this 2668-nucleotide messenger RNA. RefSeq lists its product as uncharacterized. NCBI's taxonomy places the organism in Eukaryota, Fungi, Ascomycota, Sordariomycetes, Magnaporthales, Pyriculariaceae. The transcript is spliced from 3 exons. The record is from RefSeq and is a predicted model, not a curated record. The coding region runs from base 610 to 2358 and encodes 582 amino acids.
CUCAUCCGAACCAAGCAGAGCAAAGCGGGCGGGCAGACCACAUUUGGAUGACGACGUUUUUUUCUUUCCAUCCGUCCUUCUUUUUUUCGCGCUCUUGUUCCCUGCAUCUCCGUCCGAGUUUGUUCGUCGUUUGCCUGCGACUUGACGAAGACCCUGAAAAAACCCCCCAUAUUCGGUUCUUAUCGUCUCAUUUCUCCAACAUCAAGUUGGCACUUUUCUUUCUUUUUCCUUUGUCCCUCUUAAGCUCGCUGUAGUAUUUCGCUCCUUGUUGCUUGCUUCCUAGCUAGCUGUCAAGCAGCAGCUUGUUGCAGACCACACCUUGCUUGGCCUGAGCCGGGACAACCCAAGCAACACAGCACACCUUGAAGCGCACAAUCGCCUGAACACACCGUGAUCUACUGCACGCUUCUGACCUGCACGUCGAGCUUCCAACUACCGCCGUACGUGGUCAUCAACACCUCGAUCUUUUCUUGCACAGACUUUACUCGUCUGCUGAAACCUCUAAGCCUGUCGGAAUAGACAGCCGCGCGCUCGAUAACGUGCGUCAGAGAAAUCGCCAAAGUUCAAUAAAAACCCUUGAAUUUACCUUUCAAGUCUCAAGCCGUCACCAUGUCGCACCGCGAUCGUGAUUUCUAUGACGACCGCGAGUCGUAUUACUCGACGGGUCCGCGUCGCUCCCGUGCUGGCUCUGAUACGGACCUGUACGAGCGGUUCCAAGAGGUUCGCCGCGACGACAGGAGGAUGCCUGUACGGGAGCGCGACCGGGACAACGACUCCGACUCACGCCUGCCCUCGUUUAUGAGGAGGGAUGAGUCCCGUCGUCCAGCAGAGUCCUCUGGGCCGCUGGUCCUGCGCCAACGUGAGGUGGAGACUGUUACGAGGCCGCAGCCCAGGUCACCCAGCCAAGUCAGAUUUCAGGAGGAACGCAGUUACAUCCGCCGGACAAGAAGCCCCAGUCGCAGCCCCAGCCCGCCGCCAGCCAGAGACAGGAUUGAUAUCAGGGAGACCAGGAUCAUGGAGCAGAACAGGAGGAGCCCCUCGGUCGAGCGGAUUCGUAGCGCCACGCGGAUAGUCAAAAGGGAACAGGAACGGGAGCCAUCCCCGGUUCGUAUUGUCCGGCGCGGUCGGUCGCCCUCGGUUGAACGAGAGCGCAUUCGCAUUAUUGAGCGUUCUCGGUCCAGGGAGCGUCUGCCAUCCCCAAGCCCGUCGCCCCCUCCUCCACCUCCUGUACCUGAGGUAAUUCGUGCGCCCACCAUCGAGAGGGAGGUUAUCACGCACUACAAGAACAUUGACCACGGCACCAUCCACCUCCCUAAGCCGCGCUCACCGCCGCCACCACCACGUCCAAUCCUCAAACAGACUCGUGAUUAUGAAGUCACCACCACCCGCGACACCGAGAUCGAUAUCUCCCGCAGUCGUGACCGUACCGAAGUCGACAUCCACGAGAGACGCCGCCGCUCCGUUUCCCGAGACCGUGGCGCUCUAGUUGUUGCUCGUCCACGGAGCCCAUCCCCCCCUCCACGUGUCGUCGAGACAGAGCGGGAACGCAAGAUCCGCGUUGAUAUCGACAACAACUCCCGACACCGCUCCACCAGCAUCAGUGCCGAGUUCCGCAAGGGGCAUGGCCACACCCACUCCCUUCCCCCUGCCCGGCGACCCGAUUACUCGGAAGAGUCUGACCGCAUCACGUCCCGUAUCGACAGUCGCGGUCGUAUGGGUGAGGCGUGGAACGGUUCAACCCGCGACUGGACCAUCGUCGAUGUCCCUCCUGGAACCGAGCGUGUUCGUAUGGACGGCGUGGGUGGCGGCGCAGCCGAGGUGACUUGGCAGCGGUACAAUGGCGUCCGGCGUGCCAAGUUCAUUCCAGAGCGCGACCGUGAUGACGACUCCUACACCAGCGUUAGUGAUCGGGAUCGGACCGAGACUCGGACCGAGAGUGAUCGUCUCGCAGUCGAGAUUCGGGACAAGCGGACGACUGAUGUCGAGAUUGAACAAACUACCCGGCGACGAUCAAGGCGCCAAGACGAAUCAAUGUGGACUGAGAUAACCAAAGAUCUUGUCUGCCGUGAGGCAAUAGUUGAUAUGGGUUACGAAUUUGAGGAGACGGACCUUUUCUACUAUGUGAUGCAAUACCUGAAAUACGAGGACGUUCUUCGCCUCGUCGAAGUUUCAGACGACAUUCGCCGGCACCGCAGGAGACACCUGCGCGAGAUCGAGUGGGAUCGCGAGUACCGUGACGUGGACUACUACCGCCGUUCUAGCAGGCGGCGGGGAGACAACUAUUACGACCGCGAGUUCGAGGUCGAUGUCGACAGAGAGGUCGUUUAUGACCGCCGCCCACGUGGCUACAUACGCUAAGAAACGAAUAUAAGAAAAUGUAAUGAAUGACAAGAGACGGACAGCAUCUUUUAUUCUUCUGCAAUAGUCAGCUGGAUGGCCCGGCUGUUUUCUUUCUUCUUAUGCUUUUUGUUUAUGAGCCAUGGACUAGGAUAAACUCUACUUUUUUGAGCUGUACAUCUGAUCCGCUUCUUGGUUAGGGUGGACUACAUGUCAUCUACCAUGUAUUUUGGGUUUGAUAUUUGUUACGACUUGACGAUUCUGAUGGGACAUUUGCAUUUUACCGUUAGUCUAGACUGCUAUUUAUCCUAUAUGUUUGGAUUACUAUGGA